AUGCCCGGCCAUCCUCCCUCUCCUCCUCAAUCCACAGACGGUGCCACGCCUGAACUUCACGGGAAUUCGUGCGGUGUCAUUCCCUCCUUGUUCAGCCAAGCCAGUGUUCUUGAAUCUGCUGCGCUCCACGGAAACGGUAUAGCCAACGAGGCCGCUUACGACAGUGGUUCCCAGCCGGAUUAUCAUAACUCCCCUUAUUCGCACAACAUGCCGUUGCAUUCGGCUCAGAUGAUCGCAAAUGGCGUCCAGGUGGAAACACCCCCGCCUACCUCAGACGACGACUUCCUCCGCGGUAGUGCGGAGUCAACGCCCUCAUCGCAAUGGCUCUCGCCUUCGGACCAAUCCAAGACUCGCCCAAAGCGGAAGGUCAGCAAGAGCCUUAGAUCCCCACGCAGGACCGGUGGGAGACAGAAAAGAAUCGACUACGCCGGGAUGCCUGGUCCGUUGAGCGAACUGACCAAGCACAUGACCCAGGUGCCGAUCAAAGACAUGGAAGAGUGGGUGCACCGGCCGGUCGAGGUCCGCCAGCAGGAGGCCAAACAGAAAGGCAAGAUUGCCCGUCCCAUGAACUCGUUCAUGCUCUAUCGAUCCGCCUAUUCCGAGCGGGCCCAGAAGUGGUUCGUCCAAAACAACCACCAAGUUGUGUCGAGAAUGGCGGGGCAGAGCUGGCGAAUGGAAUCGCCUGAGGUUCGCAAGAAGUAUGAGCUUCUGGCGAGGAUCGAGAAGAACAACCAUGCCAGAGCCCACCCUGGAUACCGCUUCGCCCCCGAAAAAGACAAGAAGAAGCGAUCCAGGUCUCUAGAGGCGCGUCGCAGUCCCAAGAGCUCCGAAAGUCCAUCGCAGUCUAGCCGCCUGUCGCAGUCCAGUCGCUUGUCGCAGGGCAGUCCAUUCUUGAGCCAUGCCCGAUCCAUCAGCUCAGACCAGGGCAGCCGAUGGGAUAGCCGUGACUCUACCCCGUUUGGGUUCGUCGAGCAUGGUUUGCCUGCAGGGGGCUAUCUCAGCUCCUCAUGGCACUCCAGCAACCCGGGAAGACCAGCCCCCGGCAUGAUGUCUUCCCCCGGCAUGAUGUCGUCUCCCGAGCCCGCUCAAUUUUUGCAGCAGACUGUUCAGCCCAGUAUGAUGGGCUCUCACGUGGAAGAUGUUCGGUUCAGGAGGGUUGGCUUGCAGGAUGUCCAUUACACCACAUCCACUGCCUUGGCAGGAUUGCCAGGUGCAGCUCACCAUGAGCUUCUUCAGCCGCAGACGGCUCCCGGGGCCGGUCCCCACGGACAGCUGGAUCCCCAGUUGCUGGCAUUCCAAGGCGAAGCUCCAAAUGGCGGAGGCCAUGUUUACAGCAACUCUCAUUAUUCGAUGUGGCCAGAGAACACCGGGGCCAACUCUUACCUUCCUGUCAACGCAACACUUUCUCCCACCUCGGUGGCUAGCCAGGUCCUGCCGGGAUACCCGUCAGGGUUGCCAAGUAUGAUGGAUAACCGUGAGACAUGGGACCCCAACCAGGAAGGAUCCAUGGACACCGGUGGGGAGUUUGACAGCUGGAUCAACUCUCAUCAAUCCGGAUACUAG
Aspergillus steynii IBT 23096 is the source of this 1563-nucleotide messenger RNA. Its product is annotated as HMG-box domain-containing protein. The transcript has 2 exons. Gene Ontology annotation, molecular function: RNA polymerase II cis-regulatory region sequence-specific DNA binding; DNA-binding transcription factor activity, RNA polymerase II-specific. Bases 1 to 1563 code for a protein of 520 amino acids. Lineage: Eukaryota; Fungi; Ascomycota; Eurotiomycetes; Eurotiales; Aspergillaceae. Gene Ontology annotation, biological process: regulation of transcription by RNA polymerase II. The record is from RefSeq and is a predicted model, not a curated record. Gene Ontology annotation, cellular component: nucleus.